AUGCUGAGAUUGAACGAGAGUUGGAAUUCACUUCCUCUUUCUUUCUUCAUUUUCUUCUCUUUCUUUUCUUUUUCUUCUUCCUACUUUCUCUUCUUAACGUUUAACUGUUCUUCUUUCUCCCGCCUUUUUCCUCCCGCCUUUUUUCGCGCUUCUAUCUUUUCUCCCAUUUUAAAUUCUUCAUUUUUACUUCCUCCUUCCCUUCUUUUUCUUCCUUCCUCUUCAAUAUUCUUUUUCUUUCUUCUUCUGUAUUCUCAUUUCUUAUCUUAUUCGGUUUCCCGUAAUCCUCUCUCUCCCCCUCCUCCCCCUCCUCCCUCUUCUUCUUCUUCUUCUUCUUCUUCUUCUUCUUCUUCUUCUAUCGUACACCCUUUUGUCGAAAAUGUCCACUUCUUUUCUACUGUCGCUUUUCAUAUUUCUUCUCUUUUCACUCUUUCGUUUUUAUUCUUCCAUCUUUUUCUUCCUCCUCCUUCUUUCUUCGUUUUUAACCGUUUUACCUUUUCCUAUGUUUCUUCCUCCUUCUUUUUUCUUUUUCUUUCGUCUCUUUUUCUCUUUUUCUUCCUUUACCUUUUUCUUCUCUCCUUCCUUAUUUCUUCUUUUUUUUCUCUCUUUCGUUUUUAUUCUUCCAUCUUUUUCUUCCUCCUUCUUCUUUUUUCGUUUUUAACCGUUUUACCUUUUCCUAUGUUUCUUCCUCCUCCUUUUCUCUUUUUUCUUUCGUCUCUUUUUCUUUUUUUUCUUCCUUUUACCUUUUCUUCUCUCUCCUUCCUUAUUUCUUCUCUUUUCCCCCCUUUCGUUUUUAUUCUUCCAUCUUUUUCUUCCCCCUACUUCUUCUUUCUUCGUUUUUAA
Molecule: messenger RNA, 840 nt
Organism: Acanthosepion pharaonis
Lineage: Eukaryota; Metazoa; Mollusca; Cephalopoda; Sepiida; Sepiidae
Source: the annotation of a GenBank genome assembly